AAAGGAGUGGAUCUGGAAUCAACUGCUUAAAUUCUCCUCCCUGCUUCUCCGAAAUCUUCGUGCUUUCUUAUUCUUCUUCUUCUCCUUCUCCUCCUUCUACAAAUCCUCCUAUUCUCUCUCUUUGCCUCUCUAGUCUUCCCCUUUUCUUUCUCCAGUCUAUUUCGUUCUCCCGAUCGAUAUUGGUCUCAACGUAAUUAAGGUCGGGUGACAUGGCUAAGCAUACCCCCAAGAACAUCCUCAUUACUGGAGCUGCUGGGUUUAUUGCAUCUCAUGUUGCUAACAGGCUUAUUCGGAAUUAUCCUGAAUACAAGAUUGUUGUGCUCGACAAACUUGAUUACUGUUCAAAUCUUAAAAAUCUAAAUCCUUCUCGAUCAUCCCCCAACUUCAAGUUUGUUAAGGGGGACAUUGCUAGUGCCGAUCUUGUCAAUUACCUCCUCAUUACAGAAUCCAUUGACACGAUAAUGCAUUUUGCAGCCCAGACCCAUGUUGACAAUUCCUUUGGUAACAGCUUUGAGUUCACCAAAAACAACAUUUAUGGUACUCAUGUUCUUCUAGAGGCAUGCAAAGUCACCGGACAGAUCAAAAGGUUUAUCCAUGUCAGCACGGAUGAGGUCUAUGGGGAGACAGAAGAGGAUGCUGUGGUUGGAAACCAUGAAGCUUCUCAACUCCUUCCUACAAACCCUUACUCUGCUACCAAAGCUGGGGCAGAAAUGCUUGUCAUGGCUUAUGGUAGAUCAUAUGGGCUUCCGGUGAUAACCACUCGAGGAAACAAUGUAUAUGGCCCCAAUCAAUUCCCAGAAAAACUAAUACCAAAGCUCAUUCUCUUGGCCAUGCAAGGGAAACAGCUUCCAAUUCAUGGCGAUGGUUGUAACGUGAGGAGCUAUCUUUACUGUGAGGAUGUUGCCGAGGCUUUUGAAGUCAUUCUACACAAGGGAGAAGUUGGUCAUGUCUACAAUAUUGGGACAAAUAAGGAAAGGAGGGUAAUUGACGUUGCUCGGGAUAUAUGCAAACUCUUUUCUGUGGACCCAGAAAUAAGCAUUAAGUUCGUGGACAACAGGCCAUUUAACGAUCAGAGGUACUUUCUUGAUGAUCAGAAGUUGAAGUCCUUGGGGUGGUCAGAGCGAACUGUAUGGGAAGAGGGGUUGAAGAAGACCAUGGAUUGGUAUACCAGUAACCCUGAUUGGUGGGGAGAUGUCUCUGGAGCAUUAGUCCCUCAUCCUAGAAUGCUUAUGAUGCCAGGUGGAAUUGAGAGAAGUUUUGAUGGGGCUGAGAAAUGCAAUGAUGGAUCUUCUCAAUUUUCAAAUGCCCCUAACCAGAAUCAAAUGGUAGUAUCAGUUCCCAAAUGCAGUGGAUCUCCUCUGAAACCGUCUUUGAAGUUCUUGAUAUAUGGUAGGACGGGGUGGAUUGGUGGUCUACUCGGGAAGUUGUGUGAGAAACAAGGAAUAUCUUAUGAGUACGGAAGAGGGCGUCUGGAGGAUCGCUCGCAGCUAUUGACCGAUAUUCAGAAUGUCAAACCCACCCAUGUUUUCAAUGCUGCCGGUGUGACUGGCAGACCCAAUGUCGAUUGGUGUGAAAGUCAUAAAACUGAAACUAUUCGCACUAAUGUUGCUGGUACACUCAACCUAGCAGAUGUUUGCAGAGAGCAUGGACUUCUCAUGAUGAAUUUUGCAACUGGCUGUAUAUUUGAAUAUGAUGCUGGUCAUCCUGAAGGCUCUGGCAUAGGAUUUAAGGAGGAAGAUAAACCCAAUUUUACUGGUUCUUUCUACUCAAAGACCAAGGCCAUGGUUGAGGAGCUCCUGAAAGAAUAUGACAAUGUCUGCACCCUCAGAGUCAGAAUGCCCAUAUCUUCGGACCUCAAUAAUCCCCGCAACUUCAUCACUAAAAUUUCCCGUUACAACAAAGUGGUCAACAUCCCGAAUAGCAUGACCAUCUUGGAUGAGCUCCUGCCAAUUUCAAUUGAGAUGGCUAAGCGGAAUCUCAAGGGCAUAUGGAACUUCACAAACCCUGGUGUUGUGAGUCACAACGAGAUUCUGGAGAUGUACAAGAAAUAUAUUGAUCCCCAGUUCAAGUGGGCCAAUUUCACUCUGGAAGAGCAAGCCAAGGUGAUAGUUGCCCCCAGAAGCAACAAUGAGAUGGACGCAUCCAAGUUGAAGAGUGAAUUCCCUGAUUUGCUACCCAUCAAAGAGUCAUUGAUCAAAUAUGUGUUCGAACCAAACAGGAAAACUGUUGCAGGGUAAGCGUUCUGGAGCUGUGAACCAGGCAUUUAAUGGGGCUGGCUUACUCCAUGCAUUUGCCAUCAAGCAAUUCUGUUUGAAGCUGCUUUACUUCCGCAGCUUCAUUUCUAUUAUUGUCCUAAGUUAUUCAUGAAAUUAGAUAGUGAUCCCGCUCAGCCUUUUAGCCAACAGUUUGGUUUUCACGAGCUUCUCUAAUUUCCAGAGGGAAACUUAUAAGUAGAGUCUCCAUUUAUUUGCGUCAGCAAGCAUCUGCUAGCUUGCAGGAUUUGCAACUUUUGGUUUCUCUGUUGUAUGAAUAAACAUGCUAUGUUCUUUCUA
Messenger RNA from Diospyros lotus (date-plum), 2552 nucleotides. RefSeq names its product trifunctional UDP-glucose 4,6-dehydratase/UDP-4-keto-6-deoxy-D-glucose 3,5-epimerase/UDP-4-keto-L-rhamnose-reductase RHM1. The transcript is spliced from 3 exons. Bases 210 to 2237 code for a protein of 675 amino acids. Gene Ontology annotation, biological process: nucleotide-sugar metabolic process. Gene Ontology annotation, molecular function: dTDP-glucose 4,6-dehydratase activity. Lineage: Eukaryota; Viridiplantae; Streptophyta; Magnoliopsida; Ericales; Ebenaceae. The record is from RefSeq and is a predicted model, not a curated record.